Molecule: messenger RNA, 430 nt
Organism: Prionailurus viverrinus (fishing cat)
Lineage: Eukaryota; Metazoa; Chordata; Mammalia; Carnivora; Felidae
Gene: RPL37
Product: ribosomal protein L37
Exons: 4
Coding region: 89-382 (97 amino acids)
Biological process (GO): translation
Cellular component (GO): ribosome; cytosolic large ribosomal subunit
Molecular function (GO): RNA binding; structural constituent of ribosome
Source: RefSeq, a predicted model, not a curated record
AGUACUUUCCUGGGCGGAAGCUUCUGAGCCACCAUAUAGCGGAAGUGCCUUCUUUUCCGGCCUCUUUGGUCUCGGUUGCGGAAACAAGAUGACGAAGGGGACGUCAUCGUUUGGAAAGCGUCGCAAUAAGACGCACACGUUGUGCCGCCGCUGUGGCUCGAAGGCCUACCACCUUCAGAAGUCGACCUGUGGCAAAUGUGGCUAUCCUGCCAAGCGAAAGAGAAAGUAUAACUGGAGUGCCAAGGCUAAAAGAAGAAAUACCACUGGGACCGGUCGAAUGAGGCACCUAAAAAUUGUAUACCGCAGAUUCAGGCAUGGAUUCCGUGAAGGAACAACGCCUAAACCCAAGAGGGCAGCUGUUGCAGCAUCCAGUUCAUCUUAAGGAUUUCAACGAUUAGUCACACAAUAAAUGUUCUGGUUUUAAAAAAUA